UGGGAUGCGGCCCCCAUGUUGUUUGGGCCAGAUCCCGGACUUUUCUCGGAGCGCUGCAGCAGGAGACAAAUGUCCGAGCACCGCGCAGCUGUAACCCCGCGCUGAGACGCUGCCAGAGCCGUUUACAGGUAAACAUCACCGAGGGAGAGAGGAGUGCUGGUGGUCAUGGCGGAGGACAGUGAGUGGGUGGUGGAGAGCAUCGUCGGGUAUCUGGGCAGCCCCGAGUGGCUCAUACCGCUCACUGAUUUCCUGGAAAACAAAUGUUCAGUGUUCGAUGAUGAAGAAGAAAAUAAAUUAUCGUAUACAGAAAUCCAUCAGCAGUACAAAGAACUGGUCGAGAAGCUGUUAGAAAACUACAUGCAGGAAGUCGGAAUUAGCGAACAGCAGUUUCUGGAUGCCUGCUCGUCCCCUUUUGCCAAGUCAAAAACCUUGCAGGCUGUGUUCCAGCCUGUGUUGGCCACAAAUGACUUUCAGAUAUUUCGCUCGAUGAUGGUGCAGAAAAAUGUGGAGCUGCAGCUUCAGGCCCUGCGUGUCAUCAAGGAGAGGAAUGGAGCCCUGCCUGAAUGUUUGACCGAUGGGACGGAUGUAAUGAGUGAACUGGAGCAGCAAGAGAUGCAGAUCCUCCAGGAGGUUCUCAAGCGGUCGAAAGAGGAGUACGAGGAGGAGAUCGCUCGCAGAGAGCACUUAGCGCAGAAGGUCGGUUCCGCUUCCGCCAGCCUCCGUGAGGAACCAGUGAGAAACGGCACUGACCCUCAGGCCGUCGCCCAGACUGUCAACAGCAUCAGCAAGAAAGAGGAGAAGGUGAUUUCUGAGCGAAGUUCAGCCAGUACGUCUCCUCAGGCCUCUUAUAAUCGUAGCACAGACACAAAGACACUCCCAGCAGUCCGAGUCCCGGUUAAGGCUCCUCCAACAUCGCUGAUGUCCCGAGAGAAAAGUGCCAACCAGGCAGCAGAGAGCUGGUUAGAGGAGGCACGGAAGGAAGCUGGAAUCUCCAAACCCUUCCGAGAGCUAACAGUGGCACAGCAGGAGCAGCUGCAGCAGAGAGCUGAGUAUCUGCGACAGCAGAGGGACAAACUGCAGGCACUGAAGAAAGAGCAGAAAGGAAAAUCCAUCGCUGUAGAGGAAACCCCCUCACCAAUCCCAGCACCUGCCCCUGCACCUCCAACACAGGAAAUCUCAAUCGAGGAGAAAAAGAAGCUGCAGAAGAGAAAACACCUGGCUGAGAAACUCAAAGAAGAAGUCAUCAAAAAGUAAAACGAUGGCGAUGAUGGUGAUGAUCUCGCUCAUGAAGAGGCCUGGAAUAAAUCCACAGAACCAAGACAAGAUAGGAAGAAUUCACAACUUGGGAUGAGUUUUCGGUGAUGUAACAGCAAUAUGAGAUAUAUGAUAUAAACGCAUCGAGCUGUUUCUUCUUUAAUAAACUCAGUUUUCUA
Neoarius graeffei (lesser salmon catfish) is the source of this 1433-nucleotide messenger RNA. It is a transcript of the gene cfap36, whose product is annotated as cilia and flagella associated protein 36. NCBI's taxonomy places the organism in Eukaryota, Metazoa, Chordata, Actinopteri, Siluriformes, Ariidae. The transcript is spliced from 10 exons. Bases 166 to 1254 code for a protein of 362 amino acids. Gene Ontology annotation, cellular component: axoneme; ciliary base. The record is from RefSeq and is a predicted model, not a curated record.